Diabrotica balteata is the source of this 2045-nucleotide messenger RNA. Lineage: Eukaryota; Metazoa; Arthropoda; Insecta; Coleoptera; Chrysomelidae. The record is from the annotation of a GenBank genome assembly.
AAAUGUCAAAUAUUAGAGCAAGAGUAAAGCAAAGUUAUGUUUUAUUUUAUACAUAUGUAUUGUUAAAUAAAUAAUUUUAAAAAAUUUCCAUAACGGACGAUGGGUAAGUAUUCUAGUGAUUCAGAAAAUGAAAGACGCGGGAGUAAAAGUUCAAGCAAAGCUAAAAGCAGGCGUAGAUCUUCCUCUUCAGAUUCGAGUGACUCCAAAAGUAGAAGCAGAAGGAGAUCGGGUAAAAAAUCUAGUCGCCGAUCUAGAACCAGAAGUCGGGAUAGAUCAAGAGACAGGUAUUCAAGAUCUAGGCGUUCUAGAAGUAGAAGCACUUCCACAUAUAAAUCAUCAAAAUCUAGAUCAUAUAGAUCAAAAUCCAGAGAUCGCUAUCGAGAUAGACAUAGAAGAUCAAGGUCUAGAGAUAGGUAUAGAUCUAGACGUUCUAGGUCUAAAUCUUAUAUUAAAGAAUAUGUGAGUAAACCAAAACGAAGAUCAAAUUCAAGUUCUAGUACAAGCAGUAAUGAUGACAUCAAAACAAAUAUAAAGUAUAACUCAAAGAAGAAAGAAGAAAAUAAUUCAAAAGGCAGUGUCAGUAAAAAUGAGAAAGCAGCUUCUCCAGAUUGUAUUGUAAUAGACAAUGAAGUUUUAGAUGAAAUAAAUGAGAAUAGUUUUGCUCCCAAACAAUUUACUUCAAAGUCAAAGAAAGUCCCAGAUAAUAUUGUUAUAGACUUAAAGAAAAAUACAAUUAAAGUUCCAGAAAUUGAACAAGAAGAGCCAGAUAGUAUAUUUCAUCAGAAUCUAUUUCUAAGUGAUGAAGCUCGUAUGGAAAAGUGGGUGAGAGAAUUAUAUUCAUUCCGACAGAAAGCGCUUCAACAAGGCACCAAAAAUGACCGCUAGGAAAAAGAUGGCGAAAUCCUACUAUAUAUUUUUCCUUUUUCUCCCCAUAAUCCUGAGUGUCAGUUUUUUAGCAAUUAAACAAAAAACAGUGUUAGAGUUAUGUGAAAUAAACAAAUGUCCAUUUUGUUACGGAAAGACGUUGUGUAGAGAAAUUACGAAAAAUAAAAUUAAUUUGGAAUAUAAUCGCGUAUCGGAUUUUAUUUAUAACGUUUUUAGUGUUAAGAACGUCUAUUUUGCCCGGUAUAAAAGUAAACCAGUAGUUUUAAAAAAGUUAGCCCAUACCAACGAACUGAAUAAAUUUGAUAGAGAAAUUAGGGACAAAAUAAUUAAUUAUAAGGCUUUAAAAAGUGAAUUGAACUUUAAAUUAAGAGGAAUGGAUGAAAAAGUACAGUUCCCUCCUUUUUAUGUUUGCGAUGAUGAUACAUUUGAACUAUUUUUUGAUAGUUUCAAUACAACCAACAUUAAGACAAUCUAUACAAUUUUAAGCAUUAACGCAGAACCCGUUUUACUCGAGAUGUUUAGUAAAAAGAAAUACUUUCCUGUUCCGAAGUUAUACGGUACUUGUGGCAGACUUAUCGUUCAGGAAAAUUUUGGGAAAUCGGUAAACAACAUAGAAAAAUACUCGUGGUACAAAAGGGCAUUAGUUGCGUAUAAAAUCCUUCAAGGUGUUCAAAAUUUUACUGAAAAUCACAAAGAUUUUCGACUGUAUCUUACUGAUAUUUCUCCCGAUAAUGUGGUAGUGGAUGAGGAUUUAGACGUUAGCUUUAUCGAUAUGGAAAAUGCAAUUAUAAAGAAAAAGACUAAUUCAACGGAAAAAGAACAUUACAGCAGUCAUGAUAUUGACGAAUAUUCAUUUAAUCCAAGAGAAAUAUGCGAAUCUGAUAAAAGUGAUCACAACAUCUAUGGUGUCUGCAGAUUACUGCUGUCAAAAAAUGCAUUGUGGCCAAUGAUGGACGGUGGACUUCUCCACAACCCUCCAAAGGAAGUGACAAAUAGACAUUGGAAGCUGUUCGAUGCCAUCGAAGCGUGCGUUCAUUCACCAGAUGAAAUUAAUAGAUUUGACUUAAGCAGACAGAUUUUGAAUAAACUUCAUGCCAUUCUUCGAUAUGCAAGGGCAAAUAAGUUAUUUUAAAUAUUGUUUUAAAUUAUUGUCGCACUAA